GGCGGGCUGCCGGGCCGGACGGCAGAAGCGGGCGAGCCCUGGGCGGCGACCUGCAGACUGGGCAGCGCGACGGUUUGCAUCAUUCCUGGUCAAACAAGAAAUGCAGAUGAAAGAAUGUCUUGACCAAACCUGCAUGCAGACAAGAUCAUUAUGGUCCUGAUUUUUUUACACUUCAUUCAAUGCCUCUAGCUGCUUUGGCCUAGAGGGCAAGUUCUGGGAGGAGGAACACCAUGGAGAGGACUUCCCCAGCGACUGCAGGUCUGUGAGCAGCAUUGCUUCUCGACAAAAGCCUAGACCCACCACAUCUUGGGGAAGGAAUGGCCACUUCCUGGGGUGCAGCCUUUUUCAUGCUGGUGGCCUCCUGUGUUUGCAGCACUGUCUUCCACAGAGACCAGCCAACUUGGUUUGAGGGUGUCUUCCUGUCUUCCAUGUGCCCCGUCAAUGGCAGUGCCAGCACCUUGUAUGGAAUUAUGUUUGAUGCAGGGAGCACUGGAACUCGAAUUCACGUUUACACUUUUGUACAGAAAAUACCAGGACAGCUUCCAAUUCUGGAAGGGGAAAUUUUUGAAUCUGUGAAGCCAGGACUUUCUGCUUUUGUAGAUCAACCUAAGCAGGGUGCUGAGACUGUCCAAGGACUCUUAGAGAUGGCCAAAGACUCAAUCCCCCGAAGCCACUGGGAAAGGACCCCAGUGGUCCUGAAGGCAACAGCAGGAUUGCGCCUACUGCCAGAACACAAAGCCCAGGCUCUGCUCUUUGAGGUAAAGGAGAUCUUCGAGAAGUCACCUUUCUUGGUACCAGAUGACAGUGUUAGCAUCAUGGAUGGAUCCUAUGAAGGCAUAUUAGCCUGGGUAACUGUGAAUUUUCUGACAGGUCAGUUGCAUGGCCAUGGUCAGGAGACUGUGGGGACCCUGGAUCUGGGAGGGGCCUCCACCCAAAUCACGUUCCUGCCCCAGUUUGAGAAAACCCUGGAACACACUCCUAGAGGCUACCUCACUUCCUUUGAGAUGUUUAACAAUACUUAUAAGCUCUAUACACAUAGUUACUUGGGAUUUGGAUUGAAAGCUGCAAGGCUAGCAACCCUGGGAGCCCUGGAGACCAAAGGGAUUGAUGGACAGACUUUCCGAAGUGCCUGUCUACCAAGAUGGCUGGAAGCAGAGUGGGUCUUUGGGGGUGUGAAAUACCAGUAUGGUGGCAACCAAGAAGGGGCGAUGGGCUUUGAACCCUGCUAUACUGAAGUACUAAGGGUGGUACAAGGAAAACUUCACCAGCCAGAUGAAAUCCGGAGAAGCUCUUUCUACGCUUUCUCUUACUAUUACGAUCGAGCUGUUGACACAGACAUGAUUGAUUAUGAAAAGGGGGGUGUUUUAAAAGUUGAAGAUUUUGAAAGAAAAGCCAGGGAAGUGUGUGAUAACUUGGAAAACUUCACCUCAGGGAGUCCUUUCCUGUGCAUGGAUCUCAGUUACAUCACAGCUUUGUUAAAAGAUGGCUUUGGCUUUGCAGAGAGCACCAUCUUACAGCUCAAAAAGAAGGUGAACAACAUAGAGACGGGUUGGGCCGGGGGCUACCUUUCACCUGUUGCAGUCUCUGAGCAGCUCCCACUGAGGCCAAGCACUUCCUCUGAGGCCUGCAGUCACCAAGGAUCUUUUUAAAGGGAGGACAGAAGACUCAACCAGGUUCUGAAUUAGUCUGGGAGCAGCCUGGACUUGCAGCCUACUAGUUGGCUCCAUCAGGAUGAAGGGGCUUUUUUAGAUGGGUCUUGUCCUUGAGCCUGGAGAUUUGGCUUUAAUUAAUUUUACACAUCUAAUGUGAACUGUUACCCAACUAACCACUCUUGAGUGCACAGCUGGCAUCAGUCUAAAUCUUUGAGAUUCUUUGUGUCACAGAAAGCCCUCUGAGCCAAAAAGAAUAGCUUUGGAACUCGACCUUUGAGUCAGAGAUGAGGGACAGAUCCGUGGGAACCAAAGUGAAAAAAAAAAUAAUAAUAAUAAUAAUCUCAUUUUAACCUUUGAGUGCCUCAUUCCUUUGAACAUUUUAAUUUUCCUCUCUUACAUGCUAAAUUAAGCUGAUUGCAAUCCCAUGACCUAUCAAAAGCAGUAUAGUUCUCCUUGCCACACACCACCCUCCCCCAACUUUACCUCCACACACCCCUCCUAAAAAAGAGAGAGAAAAAGUACCUGGUUUUUCUUUCCAUGUGUAAUUGAAGGGGGAAAAAGUACCCUAAUUGAAAUUCUUCUGUGAUCCUGCUGGUUCCAAUCAGCCAGUUGAGAGCCAUCCUAAAUCUUAGCAGGAUGGAGAGUCUUUCUGACAUGGCACAAGUUCUGAGCAACUCUUAACUGCGCACAGAAUCAGUCUUAAGGUAUUCAAGUAUUCUCUAGGGACAUGUGGGAGGGUGUGGCUACUUUGUAUAGCCCACUUUCUUUUAAUCAACAUUUUAUCAGUCAACCCUGUGUUUAAUGAGCAUAUCCAUCGUACCUUAUAGGAAUGUGUGUUCAGUGCCAGUACCACCUCCUAGGCUAAUAGGUUUAUAGUAUUUUUCUUGCUCCUAAACAUGUUUUCUUUAUACUUCUAAGAAACACAACCACAUACUAGCAUUUUGGUCUGUGGUCGGAGGUCAGUGGCUGUGCUAUUCAAGGUCUGUAGUUUGGUCAUUGUCCCUUUCAUUCCCAUAUCCAGUAGUACUGCCUUCUACCCCAGCCCCUGAAUUAUUUGUCUAACUCCAGGGUUUCCAAUACUCUUCUCAGUUUUACCCAACAUUUGAUUUGUCUGGCCAUUCAGAGCCACAUCAGUACAGCAGACCAGCAUUUCCAUGAAACAAUAUUUAAUGAACUCAUGUUCUUUUUGAAUUUGAGUGCUCAGAGCUAUUGAUUUUGCAGAUUAUUUUCCCCAAAAGUCAUUAUCUUGUACUUUUCCACGUGUAAAUCAUGUAUCUUGUCUACCUAACUCUACUGCUUUUGAAUUUGAAAGAUCUUGUAGUCUGACUCCUUUGCCUUGGCUCCUUACCUUCAGCUUCCAUCCAGGAGAGUUUGUGUCUCUCCAAACUUAUAACUUGCACAGAAUCCCUUUCCUUCAUUUCUCUCAUAGUAAUCCUGUAGGUACCUUACUUUUCAAACUGAUGUUUUCUUACUAGGGUCACCUUUAAACCUAUUGCCAUCCUCAAAGAGUAACGAGAAUUAUGUAUCUUUAGAAUUGGAAACAGGCCAAGGAUCUAACCUAAUCUUCUACCCAAUUCAGAAUUCCCUGAACUCUUCUAACAGGUUAUCAAUCAGCUUAUUUAGGCAUAUAGUUUUCAGACAGCUUAUUUCAUUUUGGGACUGCACUGAUGUCCAAAAGUUCCUCCUUAUAUUGAGCUGAAAUCCAUCUUCUCAUUGGUCUUCGUUCUGCUCUGAUCUCUCCUUCCAUGUGACGGCCUUCCACUCUUUUGAAGAAAACUCCUUGGCCUCUGUGGUCUCUUCAACAUAUAACAUGACUUCCAGACCCCUUAACAUUUUUGUCAAAAAAGUACGUUGCUAGAACCAGUUGUAAUACUCUAAAUAUUGUUCCAUGAUUAAGGAGAGACUGUUUCCUCUAGUAGAAAUCAACUUGUUUCUUCCAAGAGGUAAACUGUGUUCACUAGAGUCCUCCAGCCUGAAAGAUCCAGACAGGUGAGAUUCCCUGGUCUUUUAUCACCACAGAUCAGCUUUUCUUAAAAUCAGGGGCCAUAUUUGCAAAGUACGUAUGUUGUUCAGCAAGCCUCCUUUGUCAUCCUGAAUACCUUCAGAACUCUUGGGUAGUUGCAUUCUAACUUCAGAAAUUUAUGUCUAUAUAUAUUUUAUUCUUGAUCAGAACAUCCAGAGAAUUAACCAACUUAAGAGCAAUUCAGAAGGAGAAUUUUUCUUAGAAAUUCUUAGAAAUUUGUUUAUAAUGUCCUUUUUGCCCUCUAGCAUACCUUUGGGUCUCUUAUUAAGAGGUACUAUCGAUUCUGAUAUUGCUGGCUAGUUUCCUCUUUGUAAAGGUGUUUGUUUAUAUAUUUAAAAUACUUAGGUCAUGGCCUGGCACAUAGUGAAGGUUGUAUUUAUCAUCAUCAUCAUCUUAUGAAGAAAACCCUCUGUGGGUCACGGUGGUCUUUGCAAGGUGUGCCUUAAAAUUACUCCUCUUUUGCCUGAUUUUUAGUUUGUAUACUUUUGGAGAGUCCACAUUCUCCUUACAUGGACUACUUUCUGUUUUUUUUGUGUGUGUGAAAGACAGCAUUUUCUCUGCAGUGACCUUUUUGGACUCUGCUAGUUCACACAGCUUUUCACAACAGCUGCUAUCUUUUACUCUGGGUACAUUUUUCCAGAAAGGUUUGUGAUAUUGUGAUAUGAUCACUUUUUUGUUUUAAUCUAUCUAGUAUCUUAUAAAUUUUCCAUAUUUUCCUGAAAAGCUCUCCUGUGGUAACAGAUUUCUCAUGCCCUCAAAACAGUAUUCCCAAGAAUAGUUCAGCUUGGUUCAAAAGCAGACUGUUUCUUUUCAUUUCAUCUUCAAAUCAGACCUUUGGGCAAGAUGUCCUUCAUAGUAUGCAAAACCCAAAAAUCUCUUCAAGGGGCAUCUAUGGACCUGUGAAGUAAACUCUUCAAAAACCCAGAGCAAAACACCACCUCCUCCACUCUGCUACCAAUCUGCCACAAAACAUAAAUUCUGCUGCUAAUCAGCUUUACCCUUUUGACCUGGUUUCUAAGGACUUCAAAUCUGUGCAAUGAAAUUAUUUAUUGUUUGGUUUAAUACUGAAUGGACAGUGGUGUCCCAAAGAGGAACCAUAAGAAAAUUGAAAUCUGGUGCUGUGAUGAAAAAGUAAUACCUAGCAUUAAAGGGUAUAUAACAAAGGUUAAAACAAUUUAUAUAUAAUUUGCAUUCUAAUUUUUAAAUUGCUAUUCUAGCAAAAAGACAUCAACUGAAUAUUUCUAAUUCUUACCUCUGUCAAAAAAGAACUGUAUGAAUCCUCUCUUUAGAAAGGAGUAAAUGAAAAUGAAUGAGACAGCACUUGAACUGAUUUUUGUUUUAGUAAUAAAAAGCUCUUUUGAACCAAA
Molecule: messenger RNA, 5042 nt
Organism: Choloepus didactylus (southern two-toed sloth)
Lineage: Eukaryota; Metazoa; Chordata; Mammalia; Pilosa; Megalonychidae
Gene: ENTPD5
Product: ectonucleoside triphosphate diphosphohydrolase 5 (inactive)
Biological process (GO): nucleoside diphosphate catabolic process
Cellular component (GO): membrane
Molecular function (GO): GDP phosphatase activity; UDP phosphatase activity
Source: RefSeq, a predicted model, not a curated record